This is a messenger RNA of Drosophila nasuta, 321 nucleotides long. It is a transcript of the gene Mocs2A, whose product is annotated as Molybdenum cofactor synthesis 2A. The transcript has a single exon. Gene Ontology annotation, cellular component: molybdopterin adenylyltransferase complex; cytosol. Gene Ontology annotation, biological process: Mo-molybdopterin cofactor biosynthetic process. Bases 43 to 321 code for a protein of 92 amino acids. Lineage: Eukaryota; Metazoa; Arthropoda; Insecta; Diptera; Drosophilidae. The record is from RefSeq and is a predicted model, not a curated record.
AGUUGUGAAAUUUACAAAUGUAAAAACAAUGUUCAAAGGAACAUGAUGAGCGUAGAAAACUCGGAAACUAUUAAUAUUAACGUUCUAUUUUUUGCGAAAAGUCGUGAGCUUGCAAAAACAUCUCGUGCAGUAUUUGCAGUCGAAUCUGUAGUUAAAACAGGUCAAUUGCUUAAACAGCUAAUUGAUCGCUUCGACUUGAGCGCAAUUAGUAACUGUAUUAUAUUAGCUCAUAACGAGAAUUACCUUGAAAACUUAGACGAAGAGAUUCGGCUACAACAGGGUGACGAAAUUGCUGUGAUUCCUCCCAUAAGCGGCGGUUAA